Piliocolobus tephrosceles (Ugandan red Colobus) is the source of this 3122-nucleotide messenger RNA. RefSeq names its product zinc finger protein 623 (gene ZNF623). The record is from RefSeq and is a predicted model, not a curated record. Gene Ontology annotation, cellular component: nucleus. Bases 620 to 2230 code for a protein of 536 amino acids. Gene Ontology annotation, molecular function: DNA-binding transcription activator activity, RNA polymerase II-specific; RNA polymerase II cis-regulatory region sequence-specific DNA binding. Lineage: Eukaryota; Metazoa; Chordata; Mammalia; Primates; Cercopithecidae. Gene Ontology annotation, biological process: regulation of transcription by RNA polymerase II. The transcript has a single exon.
UGCACUCCAGCCUGGGCGACAGAGUGAGACUCUGUCUUUAAAAAAAAAAAAAAAACAGCAAGAGUGCAGGCGUAAAUCAGGACACAGCCUCGUUUUAACCAAAGCUUGGACUUUCCUAUCCAAGCAUGAUGGAGGGAGAAAAGCAGGGGAUUCCGGAUUCUGUGUAGGAGGGUGAUUCUCAUGUCAUCUGCAGUGAACACAGUGUCCCAGACCAUGGGGUCUAAGCUAGGUACAGAAAGGAGAAGAGGACCUGAAGGAAGGAAUGAGGAACGGGGAAGAGGUGGCAGGGCUGAUACAUUUAUACGUUUGUUUAAAAUACCUGUCUUGGUUUCUUAAUGGAGUCCAAGCAUAUCCCCACCCCUCUGCAACUCAUCCAGGAAUCACUAACGGUCAGAGGAGUGUUGUGCACCACAGGCCAGUCUGUCCUGGUGUCGGAUGUUAAAAGUGGAGCCACAAAGAAGCCAUCUUACAUGGGACGGGCUUGGGUGUGAGGCCAGAGCUGUGGGUAGCAGCACUUUGGGUCAGAAGUGAGGAGCAGAGGAAACACUUUCCACCUCUUGGAUAUGAAUUUUAUCUGGCCCUGAUUCAGGAGAUCCCCAUCUGUUAAGUAAGGGGAAAGAUGAUUUUGUUGUCUUUUGUUUCAGAUUCUAAUGUAGGAACUGGUGAGAAGAAGGUGACUGAAGCCUGGAUUUCUGAGGAUGAAAACUCCUAUAGGAUGAUGUCAGAUAAACUCACAGUGAUGGAGCUCCCUUCUCCCGAGUCUGAGGAAGUCCGUGAGCCCAGAUUAGGGGAGCUUUUGGGAAAUCCAGAAGGUCAGAGCCUGGGGAGUUCCCCCUCUCAGGACAGGGGCUGCGAGCAGGGGACAGUGACCCAUUGGAAGAUCCACACAGGAGAGACGGCUCCAGUGUGUGCCAAGUCAGGAAGAAACCCUAUUCUGAACUCAGACCUCCUUCUGCUUCAGAGAGAGCUCAUAGAGGGGGAUGCCAAUCCUUGCGAUAUCUGUGGCAAAACCUUCACGUUUAGUUCCGACCUAGUUAGGCAUCGGAUUUCGCAUGCUGGGGAGAAACCUUACAGGUGCGAUCAGUGUGGGAAAGGCUUUGGCCAGAGCUCACACCUUAUGGAGCACCAGAGAAUUCACGCUGGAGAGAGACUCUGCGUCUGUAACGUGUGUGGGAAAGACUUCAUUCACUAUGCAGGUCUCAUUGAGCAUCAGCGCGUUCAUUCAGGAGACAAGCCCUUCAAAUGCGCACAGUGUGGGAAGGCGUUCUGUCACAGUUCAGACCUGAUUAGGCACCAGAGAGUUCACACCAGAGAGAGACCUUUUGAAUGCAAAGAGUGUGGAAAAGGCUUCAGUCAGAGCUCCUUACUUAUUCGUCAUCAGAGGAUUCACACGGGAGAAAGGCCCUAUGAGUGCAAUGAGUGUGGGAAAUCCUUCAUAAGGAGCUCGAGCCUCAUUCGCCACUAUCAGAUCCACACAGAAGUGAAACAGUACGAAUGCAAAGAAUGUGGGAAGGCAUUCCGUCAUCGCUCAGACCUUAUUGAGCACCAGAGGAUCCACACCGGAGAGAGACCCUUUGAAUGCAACGAGUGUGGGAAAGCCUUUAUUCGGAGCUCGAAGCUCAUUCAGCAUCAGAGGAUCCAUACUGGGGAGAGGCCUUACGUGUGCAACGAGUGUGGGAAGCGCUUCAGCCAGACGUCAAACUUCACCCAGCAUCAGAGAAUUCACACUGGAGAGAAGCUCUAUGAAUGUAACGAGUGUGGGAAAGCUUUCUUUCUGAGUUCAUACCUGAUUCGACACCAGAAAAUCCACACGGGAGAGAGAGUGUAUGAAUGUAAGGAAUGCGGGAAAGCGUUUCUCCAGAAAGCCCAUCUCACCGAGCACCAGAAGAUCCACUCUGGGGACCGGCCCUUCGAAUGUAAAGACUGUGGGAAAGCCUUCAUCCAGAGCUCCAAGCUGCUUCUGCACCAGAUCAUUCACACUGGAGAAAAGCCCUAUGCCUGCAGUUAUUGUGGGAAAGGCUUUAUUCAGAGGUCAAACUUCCUUCAGCACCAGAAAAUUCACACUGAAGAGAAGCUCUAUGAAUGUAGUCAGUAUGGGAGAGAUUUUAACUCAACUACAAACUUUAAAAAUAAUCAAAGUGUUCACCAAGAGGGACUCUCCUUGAGUAAGGCCCCCAUACAUUUGGGCGAGAGGUCUGUUGAUCAGGGGCAACACAUAGAUAACUUAUAAAAUAAUUAUCCUCCCGCCCAAUGAGUGAUGUUUGGAAAUGCAUGGAAUUAAGAUUCAUGUGUUUCUAAGAUUUGGACAUGUCAGAAUUUUGUGAAUCAUGGAUGGAGCUGCUUUUGGAGUGGAUGCCACCUGCCACUGUGCAGCACUAGCAGGCUCACCCUUCUCCUCAGCUGUGAGCACUGUCCUCGGGAGAGUCACAGGGCUUGACACCUGACUCUGAGCUGGAACAGUAGGGGCAGGGAGGAGACAGGUCUCAAGAAAAGGUUUUUUAAACAUUUUUUCCACAGUUACAGUCCAUCCUUGAGUUAAAUCCCUUUUAGAGCAGAACUGUGUAUCUAAUCUUGUUAGUUAGGAGAAUCUUACCUAGGAAAUUUUGAUCUAUUAAGUUGAAGAAAGAUAACUUGCAUACAAACCCCCGAGCCAUUUCCCUGUUGUCUGGAGGAGGCACUCCAGGUCCCCAUCCUGGGCCCUAAGGCCUCCGGUGUCCCGGAGCCUCGCCUCCCACUGCCUGACUUCCUGCCACACAGUUAAUGCUGCAGCAACACCAACUGCUCUAUCUUCCCUGCGCUCCACUUGGCUUCCUCCCUCUCUCGCCUUUGAUCUUGUUAAAGGGUCUCCUCAGCUCAUUAACUCCGAAUCAUGGUUCAAGACAUGCCUCAGGCAUCAUGUCAAGGGAUGUUUCCCUCAGGCUUAGUUGGCAGCGCUUUCCACACUUCUGUGGCUCAGUGAUUGCUGCUAUUACUGUAUUUACUUGCAUAUGUCCGAAUGACUUGGUAGACUAUCUCUGCUGUUAUACUCUGAGUUCCUGAGGACGGUGAUCAUAGCUGAUUGAUUUCCAUGUGUCCACUGUCUCUCACAAGGCAAUAAAAAAUACACCCCUAAAUCUACGUGU